AUAGCCAACGAACAAACAUAUAGCUUAAAAAACAAAAAGAAAAAGCUCUAUCCGGCAACAACUAUAUUCGUAGCGUUUAUUUUAGUUAGAAUUGAGAAACACGCAGAAAAUCCAGAUGGCUUGCUUGCAUGAUCACGAUUGCGGCGACCAUAACUGUUCCUCUGAUUGGUCUCUCUUCAAGCAUAUCGACCUUCCCAAGGUGUCUGCUUUGAAUGAGGCUGUCACAGGGAGUGUCAAAUCAGUUUUUAAACCAUGGGAGCAGCGUUUGAAUUCUUCGGAGGGCCACUUGGAAAGCAAUGAAGAUGAUUCUGAACUGAUUGUUUUCAUUCCGUUCACAGCAGAUGUUAAGAUCAAGAGCAUAGCAAUUGUUGGCGGUGCUGGUGGAACAAGUCCAUCUAAGAUGAGGGCAUUCAUCAAUCGAGAUGGCAUUGAUUUUUCAGAUGCUCAAUCUAUGCAAGUGGUUCAGGAAUGGGAUUUAGCCGAAAAUUUGCAAGGAGUUCUAGAGUACCAGACAAGGUACACAAGGUUUCAAAGUGUGGGAAAUAUCACUUUGCAUUUCCCUGAUAACUUUGGUGCUGAUACAACACAAAUACACUAUAUUGGCUUGAAAGGAGAAGCCACACAGAUGAAGAGGGACGUUGUUGCAAAUAUUGUUUAUGAGAUUAUGCCUAACCCCUCUGAUCACAAGACUCAGGCCGAGACCGGUGGAGGCUUUUCACAUGUGGAAUAAGUUGUGUUAUAUGCAGCUCUUAUGAGUAGAGUGCUUUCUCUAUUAGAUGUACACUGCAGUGGAACUUAUACCCGGGAAUAAUUAGAUAAUUUACUGAAGUCUGCACUGCAUUUCUCAGGAAAAUGCUGAUUUUAGAGUAGAUUUGAAGAGUUUUCUUGCUGGAAACUGGUAGCUUAAACAAACAGUUACGGGGCACUAACCUCAUAUUUAUAAUUGCAAAUAUAUGCACCUUUUGGAGACUA
This is a messenger RNA of Capsicum annuum, 972 nucleotides long. RefSeq names its product PITH domain-containing protein 1. The coding region runs from base 116 to 730 and encodes 204 amino acids. Lineage: Eukaryota; Viridiplantae; Streptophyta; Magnoliopsida; Solanales; Solanaceae. The transcript is spliced from 9 exons. The record is from RefSeq and is a predicted model, not a curated record.